UUUAGGGCAUUGGCCCGUUAGAUAACCAGGUCAGCGGUCUAGUUCUCUCUUUCUGAUUUUCUUUUCCUUAAUGGUUACCCGCAGGGCUCAUAGAGUUCGUAAAGUACCUGAGAGGAGUGAUAACUACGAUUGGAAAGUAUACUUUGUUCUUCAACUGAAAGAAAAAGUCGAUCGGGAUUAAAUUCGAUAUGCUCCUUGCUGUUUUGUUGGACGUCGUUAUAGCUUAUUAGAACAGAGUUGAGUAAUACAUUUCAAGGAUUUUUUUUCAAGGUUUGAGGAGAGGAAAUAGCUUAUGCGUUGCUGUUGAUUCAUUUCACCUGUAGAACAUCUCAAACGAAGCGUCUUGGAAGUAGCAUGACCGAGUUUUCGGAGGUCGUUAAAACUGCUAGAAGAGCUUUUAACAGUGAAAUAACGAAAUCUCUGGAUUUUCGAAUCUCACAGCUAAAAGCAUUGUACAGGCUUUUAGAGGAACAUGGUGAUGAACUGGUUGAAGCCAUUAGAAAAGAUUUAAAAAAGCCUUUCAUAGAAGCCUCGCUUGCUGAAGUAGAAACAACAAAAAAUCAAAUUAAAGGAGCUUUGUAUGAAAUACACAAAUGGGUGAAGCCGGAACCGGCAGAAACCAACAUAAUACUCAUUUUGGAUAAAACAUACAUAUUGCCUCAACCCUAUGGAGUUGUACUUGUGAUUGGGGCUUGGAAUUACCCCUUUUUAUUAAUAUCCUCUCCUUUACUUGGAGCCAUAGCUGCGGGUAACUGCGUUAUCAUCAAGCCAUCUGAAAAAGCACCCGCAACCUGCAAAAUAUUAUCCGACCUCAUACCUCAAUACCUACACAAAGAUUGUUACCAUGUUGUAUGUGGUGGAGUACCUGAAACUACAAGUCUCCUCAACGAACGGUUUGACUACAUAUUUUACACCGGUUCACCUAUGGUUGGACAAAAAAUAAGAGAGGCGUCAAACAAAUACCUGACGCCAGUUACUCUAGAACUUGGAGGUAAAUGUCCUGUGUAUAUAGAUGAUGAAGCCGAUAUGGAGCUAACUGUGAAGAGAAUCAUUUGGGGAAAGAUGCUUAAUUUAGGUCAAACUUGUGUCGCUCCAGACUACAUACUUUGUUCCAAAAGAACUGAAUCCAGAUUCAUAGAAAUAUCGAAAAAGGUCUUGUUCGAAUUUUUCGGAAAUGACGCUAAAAAUUCUUCUGAUUUAGCAAGGAUCGUCAAUCACCAUCAUUUUGAACGCAUUCUAAAAUUUCUCAAUUGUGGGACGAUAGCUGUUGGUGGAGAAUGUGACCCCAAAGAUCUCUAUAUCUCACCGACGAUUCUCAUAGAUGUGAAAGAAACAGAUGCUGUCAUGCAAGAAGAGAUAUUCGGUCCUAUACUUCCAAUUCUUACGAUAAGUAGUCCAGCUGAAGCUAUUAGUUUUAUAAAUAAAAGAGAGAAACCACUAACAUUGUAUGUAUUUACAACAAAUAAAACUAUUCUUGAUAAAUUCCUGUACUCUACAUCUAGUGGAAGCGUGUGUGUUAAUGAUACUGUAGUUCACUUAUCAGUUGAUUCUCUUCCAUUUGGCGGAGUUGGCAUGAGUGGUAUGGGAACAUAUCAUGGUAAAUAUUCAUUCGACACCUUUUCACACAAGCGAUCCGUUCUAGUGAGAACAUUAAAUUCAUUUGGAGAAUAUCUGGGAAAGGCCAGAUAUCCUCCUUAUACCAUAACCAAAACGAAAAUUUUGAAAAAGUUCCUGGUAAAGAGGCCAAAUCUGAUACCCACUUAUUUACCUCAAUUCCUGAUUUUUCUAUUAGGAAUGAUAUCUGCACUUGCUCUGAAAGAACUCAUAAGAAUAUUUUCCAACGGUGGAUCCCACCCUUAACCAAAGAAAUGACAUAAGACAGACAAGCUUCUCAUUGGACAAUCUCAAUAUGACUAUCAAAUCGAAUUGAUAGUUCCACCUUCCAGCAAAUUACAAUCAAAGACGGCAACAUCAAAAGGAAACACCUUUGCAUAAAGCUGUUUGCAGCUACCAUAAAUAAACUGUUUAUUUUCACGAUUUGUUUAGUUUAAAUCGUAAAUAUGGAGUACAAUGUGUGGUGUUGUGUGCAGUGUGAGCUGUAUGAAUUUGAACGAAUUCUAAAUAUGCAUAUUAAACCUGAACUUGCACCAGUUACCAGUGCGAGGCGACGAUUUAUAUCACAUUCAAAUCAGUACAACUUUUCAAUAAAAAAUGAGUAAGUCCUAUUAAAAAAUUUCUACAUUUUAUGUGUAAAUUUGUAUUAUCAAAUCUUUUAUUGGAAUAGUCAACAAACUAUUUUAGAAUUGCUACAAUUGAUGAUGUCUUCUUAUAUGGUUGUGAAUGUUAUUGUAUAUAUAAUGCAUUUUCUAUAAUAUUAUUAUUUUCGUGUGUACAAUUUAUUGAAUUAAAAUUAUUUUAUUCCAUGUUUA
Messenger RNA from Parasteatoda tepidariorum (common house spider), 2429 nucleotides. RefSeq names its product aldehyde dehydrogenase, dimeric NADP-preferring. Gene Ontology annotation, molecular function: aldehyde dehydrogenase (NAD+) activity. Gene Ontology annotation, biological process: aldehyde metabolic process. Lineage: Eukaryota; Metazoa; Arthropoda; Arachnida; Araneae; Theridiidae. Gene Ontology annotation, cellular component: cytoplasm. The record is from RefSeq and is a predicted model, not a curated record.